AUGGCGAGCGUGCAGUUGUUUAAGGAUAUCGAAGAAACUCCUUUUCGAACUAAACGUCCACAUAGGAAAGGAUUGAAAAUAGUGGAGAAGCAGAGCCGCCCAGAGUCAGAGAGCCCGGAUAGCUCACAGAGCCUAGUGGAAUGUGAAGCCUCACAAACGUCCGACUUGCGAGAUCCAUGUGGUGUUCUAGAUACUGAGCUCGCAAAGCACUAUUUCAUGCAUACCGCACACACCUUCGCGACUAGUGGUGCGUGCGAGGAGCAUUCCGAUGUCUGGCGGGUUUUCAUUCCAGCCGUAGCAUUGGUCUGUCCCGUAGUACGUCAGGGGAUGCUUACUCUUGCCGCAAUGAGCCUGCAUUAUGACCCAGCAGUCCAUAGCUCCGUAGACUAUUUGGAGGUUGCGGAAGCGCACGGCAAGAUCUUUGUGAGAGAGAGCCGGCAGAAAUUACAGCAUUUUGCAGAGAGUCCGAAAGCCCAAGAUCAAGAUACUGUUCUGGCAUGCUCUAGACUUCUCUCUGUCCUCGGAUUUGCGUUCUUCCGGGCUCAUCGCCAGAACGGCAUCACCCUUGCUGAUCCUGCGGCGUGGACCUGGCUGCAUUUGGUACGAGGCGUGAAGCCGAGUUAUGAUGCGGCGAACGAGAUCGGCAAAUCUAUUGAUGAGAUCAUAUUGAAAGAUAUGGCCCCCAAGUCUUUAGAUUGGCUUUCCUCUCACGAUCCUGCCAUACGCCAACAGUCCUAUUAUCAUUACAUCCAACAGACCUCGCAGGAGCGUUUCGACGCUUUACAUAAUUUACUUGAUGGUCAUUGGAGUCGAUUUGAAGAGGACAAGAUUGAGGACCUUGGAGCCGCAAUCGACAUGCUGGACGAAGUUACCCAGCGAGUGUACACGCCCCAAGUGCAUAGCUUAUUUCGCGUCCUCUGCACCUGGCCAGGUGCUGUCCCUAAAAAUUUCGUUGAAAUGCUCUUGGCUGGCUUUCUGCCGGCACUGGCUGUGUAUGCCCACUGGCUGAUGUUGGUGGUCUUGGUAGAGGAUUUGUGGUGGGUCGGCGACUGGGGGCGAGCUGGUAUACGUGAUGUCGUCGCAAUGUGCUCUGAAGCCGAGCCCGAUGUGCAAAAGCUUCUGAUGUGGCCGGAACGCAUGUUAAGUACUAUGGGUUGA
Molecule: messenger RNA, 1158 nt
Organism: Bacidia gigantensis
Lineage: Eukaryota; Fungi; Ascomycota; Lecanoromycetes; Lecanorales; Ramalinaceae
Exons: 2
Coding region: 1-1158 (385 amino acids)
Biological process (GO): regulation of transcription by RNA polymerase II
Molecular function (GO): DNA-binding transcription activator activity, RNA polymerase II-specific
Source: RefSeq, a predicted model, not a curated record